UGAACUGUGCAAUCUUUAUUAUAGGAUCUAACUGUUCAAUCCUUUAUGUAUCGAUUUAGGAACAUCUCUGUUUGAUAAUUUUCAGUAGGCAAUCAAAGAUAUCUACACUUGUUCACAGCUUCUCUCUUUUUUGAGUAUUUUUAAUCAUGACGUUCUUUUUCUCUAUAUGGAAUUUGUUAUGAGCUGUGGGUGGAUGUCUGUUUGUAUGGGUCACUUGAUUACUAUAAUGAAUCACAUUUAGAACAAGGACACUGUAAAUUGAAUAAACAUGUGCUUUACACUUUUAUGCAUCAGGGCUAACUUCUCUUAUGGCAUUUUAGGGGUUACGAACUUGAAAAGCUAGCAGAUUUCCUGCAGCAAGGUUACAGAUUUUGGCAUUACUUAUUUGAAAGAUUGAUUGUGUAUGUUGGGCUAUUAUGACUGUGGGAUGCUUUUAUAAGUGUACUGCAUGGUUUGGAAUGUUAAGAUGAAGUUGUUCAACCAUUCAACAAUGAAUGUUCAUCCUCUCAACAAACCCUCCCCUCUUCCCUGGCUGGUCUGCAAAAGCUUUCUAUUUUGAACUUGGAGGGCUGCCCAGUUACAGCUUCAUGUUUGGAUUCUCUUUCAGGUUUGGGAAAUCUGGAGAGUAUAAAUCUGUCAUUCACUGUAGUUACUGAUAGUGGUUUAAGAAAACUGUCUGGAUUGUCAUCUCUUAAAUCACUUCACCUGGAUGCCUGUCAAAUCACAGAUGCCGGACUUUUAGCUCUUACAAGUUUGACUGGACUGACUCAUCUUGAUCUUUUUGGAGCUGGUACCACUGAUUCCGGGACAAAUUAUUUGCGAAGAGUAGAAGAAAACCAAAGUAGCAAAGAUGCAACGGAGAAUGUCUACAUCUGGGAGGCCUUCAGGCACAGAUGGCUCAGAUUUCUCUUAUCGGAUGGUUGUUGAUUCCCGAUAUCAAAAAGUAGCUCGUACAAAGUCUAUUUUGCGAUCUUUUUUUGUAGUUCAGGCUAUCACACUUAUGGUAGGACUGUUUUUGCUAAUUUUUCUAUCAACAUCAGAGGAUUUGGCUUCCCAUGGGCGUGAAAUUGCUGCUACCACUUGUGGUCUCAUUUCUUUGAUAAUAGGAGAAAUAGGUCGGAAGCGCAGCCGAGUGAAUGUGUUGAGAUUUUUUAUGGCCACUUCAUCCAUUGUUGUCACGUUCUUGAUGUAUUGCACUCUUUGCAAGUUUUCAAGAUUUAGGACUGCCAAAAACCCAAGUUACUGGGAAACAAUGUUGGAACUUCCUGAGGUAGCUCUUUCUCUAGUUGGACUGGUGUUUCAUUUAUUUAUCAUUGGCUACACAAUUCAUCUCAUUGGUAACAUGUCUCCUCCUAAGAGAGCUUCAUAGCUCUAUGGAUAUAGCUUGGUCACAAAUCCUACAUCAGUGGUAAAGAGCAAUUUGUUGUCUUACUCAUUCCCAUAAACUUUAUAAAUCAGGAAAGAUAGUCAGUCUAGUUAACAAUUUUUUUUUGCAGUUUUCGAAUUAGAUUGUUGGACCUGUGUUUUGUUCAUAAUUUGUUCAACAUUUUUGUCUACUUGCUAUUCAUGUCAAAGUAAAUGACCUUUAUGCUCCCAGAAAAAGAUAUGGAGCUGGAUACUAGGGAGUUCAAUCAUUUAUGUCUUUUUGGUUUUCUUGAAA
Molecule: messenger RNA, 1660 nt
Organism: Theobroma umbraticum
Lineage: Eukaryota; Viridiplantae; Streptophyta; Magnoliopsida; Malvales; Malvaceae
Product: jagunal-like protein
Biological process (GO): endoplasmic reticulum organization; vesicle-mediated transport
Cellular component (GO): endoplasmic reticulum membrane
Source: RefSeq, a predicted model, not a curated record